AUGAGAAAAUCCAGUGCCGCCGCAGUCGCCAGGAAGCUCGCCUCCGACCUCGCAGGGAAGAAAAUACUGGGACUAUUUCUAAAUAGAAUAGCACCUGAACUUGCUUUGCUUGUACUAUUUGUCAAACAGCAAGAAAACAGGGGAUCAAUAGCAAUGACAGUCCGUAAACUGUCAGAACUCUUGAGCAAAAUUGAACACGACAAAGCAUUUAAGGUGCCAUGUUUGAGAAGUGCAAUAGCGUCACCUCAGAAGAAUGUGGGCCUUAACGUCCAGGAUGGUGCAGUACAUGAAGCGCUCUAG
Molecule: messenger RNA, 300 nt
Organism: Triticum turgidum subsp. durum (durum wheat)
Lineage: Eukaryota; Viridiplantae; Streptophyta; Magnoliopsida; Poales; Poaceae
Source: the annotation of a GenBank genome assembly